AAAUCUAAGUCAGUUGGUCCAGUUAUCGAUUCUUUUUUCUCCGUAAUUUCGUUUUUUUGGGGCGAAUCUUCGUCUGUUUUACGUGCACGUUUAGCUAAAUCACUCAAAUUCAUCCAUUCGACAUCGGUUUGCAUUAUUUCUCUGUUAAGAGCAGUACUGUAUUUGGCUAUUUUGCCUUUCAUCUUCAAUAGGUCCACAAAUUCUUUCCUCGUUUGUUCGUACAAACUCAUUUUGCGAGGUUAUGGCAGCAAGGAAAAUAAAUUCGUAUUAAAAUACAUUUUCCGUAACCUAGCACAAGUAAGGUCGUAUUGUGUAAAUGUAGCAAGAACAAGAUAUCUGUUUGUUGUUAAUUUAAUAUGUUUUAUUUCCGUUUAUUAAACAAGGGUAUUGGAUGGCAUUUGACAGCUCAUGUCACUUUGACAGAGGGAGUAUUCCUAACCUUCUUCUCUGUUCAAAUUACAAGAGCUUUUAAGUUGAAUUCGAGGUGUUGAUUCGGUAUGAUAAUUGUUUUGUAGCUUCGCAAUGGCGUGUUUUUGGUUCAGCCAAAACGACACCCGAAUUGAAAUACCCAACACGGAGGAAAUUAACAAUAUUACUUAUUACAAAAUUGUUGUCACUGUCGGAGAGAUUAAAUGGCACGUCCUUCAUCGCUACAGCGAGUUUUUCGAUUUACAUAAUCAGCUGGUUACUGAUCAUGGAGUCUCAAAGGACAUUUUGCCCUCAAAGAAAGUUAUCAGGAACAAGUGCCCCGUUUUUAUCGAAAAUCGAAGGAAAGGCCUCGAAGAGUAUUGCCAGAAAAUUCUGAGCUACUUGAAGCGCACUAUGCCGAGGAUAUUCAUCGAAUUUUUCAAUUUUCACAUUUACGAUAUCUUUUUUCUGCUCCAAAAUUUGGCCUUGAGGUUCUUUCUGGAAGGAGAUAUUUUAUUAUCUUCAAGUAAAAGUUACACACUUACGCCGUUAGAACUUCAUGCUGUAAGCGAAUGUUUGAAAAAACCGUUUCCGCCCAUUGAAAACACUGAUAGUAGAUACGACUUUACCCAUGUUUUGGACCUCUAUUCACAGUUAAAGGUGCUAACAAUUAAUGGAAGUGGCACUCCGUAUCUUAACAGUAAUAUUAUUCCAAACCAACUACCGUUUGAAUUAGCUUCGUUUAAGGAAUUGACGUCGUUAGUUCUAGUCAAAGUGUCUUUGGAUAAAAUCACCUCUCUAGGCAACUUACGUAGUACCUUGCAAAAACUUUAUGUCCAUAACACAAAUAUGAGUAAUAUUAGUCAAAUCUUACAAUGUGAUGUUUUACAUAAGUGCACUCUAGACACGAACCAAAUUUGGACCAAUGUUACUGUAGUAAACCUGACAAAUAAUAAUUUAAUAGAGAUAGAUAAAACGAUAAGUCUAGUGCCUAACUUGAAGACAUUAAUUUUAGAUUCAAAUAAAAUAUCGUGUAUUUCGGGCCUGGCCGAAUUAUCGAAUCUAUCACAUUUAAGUUUAUCAAAUAACUUAAUUUCGAUGUGUAACCAGCUACAUACAAAAAUUGGAAACAUAUUAACUUUAAAUUUAUCCCAAAAUAGUAUUUCUUCGUUAAAGGGUUUUCGGAAACUGUACUCUUUAGUGACUUUAGAUUUAAGUUGCAAUAAAAUCGACGAUAUCGACGAGAUUACUUAUUUAGGGGAUUUACCAUGUUUAGAAAAUUUGGUCUUAACAGGUAAUUGCGUAGCUACCACAAUUGAUUAUAGGAUUAAGGUGCUAGAACACUUCAAAGACAGAGCCAAAGAUAUUUGUUUAGAUAAUGAAAAGCCGACUCAGAGUGAAUUGGACAAGGUUUCCGUUCUGCGUGCCCUGAGGAUCGUCAAGGAGGGAAAAGCGCCAGACUUGACAAACUAUGCCUACAUUUAACCAAAAUUUGGUUCAAUUAUCAUACUCUGUAAUUGGUAUUUUAUAUUUUUAUGUGUACAAUAAAUGGAAUAAACACGA
This is a messenger RNA of Tribolium castaneum (red flour beetle), 1971 nucleotides long. RefSeq lists its product as uncharacterized. The record is from RefSeq and is a predicted model, not a curated record. The transcript has 5 exons. Lineage: Eukaryota; Metazoa; Arthropoda; Insecta; Coleoptera; Tenebrionidae. Bases 523 to 1893 code for a protein of 456 amino acids. Gene Ontology annotation, molecular function: phosphatidylinositol binding; protein binding. Gene Ontology annotation, cellular component: cytoplasm.